Molecule: messenger RNA, 1935 nt
Organism: Aureobasidium vineae
Lineage: Eukaryota; Fungi; Ascomycota; Dothideomycetes; Dothideales; Saccotheciaceae
Source: the annotation of a GenBank genome assembly
AUGGCGGCUCCUCAGGACCUACUUGAACGUCUCCAAGUCCAUCUUGGCCAGCUGGAGGAGGAUCCAACCAACACAGAUAUCGACGAACGUCUUUUCGAGUCAUGUUCACUAGCUCUGGCUCCCGGCCUCUCGAAUAAGGACUCCAUUACGCUCAUCUCACAGCUCUCCCGCAUCUUGCCGGUGCUACAGAAGGAUCCGACACAACCGAUCCAAUUCCUGGUGCUUUUACUGGAGCCGUUGAGUUAUUCGGACGUGCUCGGUCUCAAUGCCGCGGUCGACUUUGCUGGCGGGCUGCAUGUUGCUGCCGUACCGUACAACCGACUUAUGCUUGCGCUGCUGAACAAAGCUGCUGGAAAUGCCACGGACGCUGCGACCAUUGCCGCGCAACCUGAAGUCGUGACUGCGUUGGUGAAUCUCUGGCUGUGCACUGGGGAUGCUGGAAUUGCCAAGCAGGCUGGCGAUGUGUUGCUUGCUUUGCUCAAGGUCGAUCAUGCGGUGCCUCCUGGUGCUGGCGAAGAAAAGUCGCUGCCCGGUCACAGUCAGGGAUUGAUGUGGAAGCGUGUGUUUGGUGAUCAGGAUGUUUAUGCGCUGAUUUUUUCCGUCUGCUCGUUGAAGCAUACUGAAGGUGUGGAGUUGUCGGGGAGCCAGAGGACGCUAGCUCAAGCGAGACUGCUCGAGUGGCUGCCUGAGGUGGGUGUUGUGAACUGGAAUGCCAUUACACAUGCACAUCAUCCAGAGGUUGAGGAGCGCUUCACCGAUGGCAAGGGAGAAGGUAUGCUGUACUUUGCUGCUACAUGCAUGGUCGAUACCGCUGGCGAUGUCUUGAUGCAUCGCUGCCUGGUGGAGUUCUACGCUACCUUGCUCCAAACAAUCACGCCGACAGAGUCAGCAGGUUCACCUCACUCUUCUGCUGCACUGGACUUUCUCGUUCAGCACAAGCUUCACGAUAAGGCAAUGAGUUUCUACCUGGACCCUAACAACCCUCGUCACGACCCUUUGGAUGUUCAAUUCCUGUACGCACCCUCGGCCAACUACCUCGCUGCCUACGUGUCAUCAUAUCCCUCCCACUUUCUAUCCAGCUCCCUCAAACCAACCCUCAUGAAACGACUACAAACCUCAUUGGACCUAUCGCCCAACCGCUGGGCCCACGCCGAGUCCCCAAAACACGAUUUACACAUUCUUGCCUCUAUGCCUCGCAGCUCUCUGUUACCCGACAACAACAAUUGGAAUUCCUCUCCAUUCUCCCUGUUGCCCACAAAAUCCACAAAUGCAGAUGUACUGGCCACUCUAGCGACAAUCUUCCACGGACCCUCCAAGCAGGAAAUCAUCAAUUAUCCAGUCAUGAGUCCGUUGAUGGAUACAACCCACACUGCCCACUGGAAGUCUGAAGCCCAAGCUGCAUAUGCAUUGUACUAUCUCUAUCUCAACCACAACCCCUUACUCUUCGCCGAUCUCGUGCGUCACGCUUCCAUAAUUGCACUCAGAGAGAAUGCCCUUGCUGCCAUUAGCUGCAUCCGCAGUAUCGGGACUGCGAAUUGGUUGCCCCUAACCGAUGCCUCUACACCUACAGCCACAGACUUUAGGGCAACACUUCCCCACACCGCGCUUGCGGAACAGCANAAAGGGUUCUUGGCUCUCUUGUCGCCGCCGAGUUUGGAGUAUACAUUGCCGUAUUUGUUGUCUGCGAGCCAGAUGUUUUCGAACUUGGUGGGUGGAGUNGGGGAUAGUGAGAAUUCUGCUUAUCGGGUUGCGAUGAGUAAGUUUGAGUGUUUGAAGGAGGUGUAUAAUCGACUCAAGGUAUAUGCGGAGGAAGGAGAUGCAGAAGCAAAGGAGUGGGAUGAUGUGGUGGUUACGUUGAGGAAGAAGGUUGAUGAGGGGCCUUUUGGAGGUAGAGGUUAUGAGGUGGGUGGUAGGAUUGCUACUAUGGAGUUGUAA